GACUGGCGCCCACGAGCUCAAAUUCAACCACACAUCUCCAUAUUUCCCCCCCCUUGGUGCCCCCUCCUCCUCGAUUCUUCUUAAUUCUUUCGAUUGGUUUCGUCUGCCUGCAUUGUAGACUGUGAAACAACUUGUCGACAACAGUCUUCUCUACUCUAGACAAAGGCUCUCCUCAUCAUAAGGAUGAGGGGAUGCGCAUCCGCUCUGUGCACGUCCUCCGAAUUUCAUUUUCCUCCAUAACAACCGCAUCAGUCUCCCAAAGUCGAGUGUAAAAUCCGACCAGAGGCGUAUUUACGCCUCCACUAUUUAUUUUGGUCUUCGACGACCCGCCACCAAUGGAUGGCCCGUCCAGAUCUCUACGAGCAAUUGCCCCCGUGCACGCGGGGGCGCGAAAAGCUUCGCCUCCAAAAGACAAGGGAAAGCUCAAAGACAAGGAGAGACAGGAAAGUUCGCCAAGUCCGCCACCACCAAAGCCCAAACGCCAAAUUAUCGCUGCUGCAUGUGAAGCAUGUCGCAGACGGAGAUCAAAGUGUGAUGGUCGAAGACCAACAUGCUCCAUUUGUUUGCGCAAGGGCUCCGAGUGUGAAUAUGCGGCUGAACCUGAUGAGAGUCGUGUUGCGGCCAUCAAACGCAAAAACGAGAUGCUUCAGCGCGAGCUGGGCGAGAUGAAGGAAAUUUAUUCAUAUCUACAAACGAAACCCGAGCCACAAGUGCUAGCGCUAUUACACAGGAUUCGUUCUACGCCUGAUUUUGCCUCCGUCUUGCAAAUGGUCCGAGAGCUUGAACAACAGCCACCCCAACCCUCUCGAUCGGCAUCGUACCCGCAGACACCAAUUACGUUACCGCCUAUUCGAUCAUUACUUGAUUUUCCGAUAUUACGUCCCUCGACAGGACCUUCAUCGAGCGACGAUAUGCAAGUUGAAUCGACUUAUCCAGACAGGAUGAGUCUUGACCCUUACGAUUAUCAGAGGCGUUGAUCUCUGUGCCAUGAAAAUUUUGAAGCCACCUCCUCUUCGGGUUACAGAUCGACCCCCUAUCUUCUCAUCGACGUUGAUGAUAUUCUGGACGCCUUGGCCGGUUCUCUGGCCGGUGUCCGUUUCAAAAAUUUCGGUCGCUUUACUUGGACGACCUCUCACUAUUUGUGAAAAUUUUUCGGAUGGCAUUGCCGCUAUGCAAUCCCAUCCCUGCUGCUGGUUGACAUCGACUUCAUUUUGUGUGCUCAAAGCCACAAAGUAGGUCAGCCAUAGCACCUCGUCGAUCGUUUUCAGUAGGAAAUUCCCACGAUCGCG
Molecule: messenger RNA, 1289 nt
Organism: Xylona heveae TC161
Lineage: Eukaryota; Fungi; Ascomycota; Xylonomycetes; Xylonales; Xylonaceae
Exons: 2
Coding region: 336-977 (213 amino acids)
Biological process (GO): regulation of DNA-templated transcription
Molecular function (GO): DNA-binding transcription factor activity, RNA polymerase II-specific; zinc ion binding
Source: RefSeq, a predicted model, not a curated record